ACAGUGAAGAAAGGAGACACUAUCUUUGUUGGAUACCUAUUCACUGGUACUGAAAUAACUUCAGUUUGGCUUGAGAUCAUGGUUCGGAAGGGUGAUGAAGCUGCGGCUCAGGAGGAUGAGAAGGUUGGGAAAGAGCAUGAGGUAGAGUGGGAAACAGAACCAGAGCUGGAUUUUGAAAAACAGAAGGAGAAGGAGGAGAAGCAGAAAGCUUUGAAGGAGAAAGAGAUGAUUAAUAGUGCUGUGUACAAGGAGAGAGAGAUGCAGAAACAAGAAGAGGUGAAGCUUUUAAGGAGGGUGGCUGCUGAGGCAGGGAGGAAACGCACAGAAGAAUAA
Messenger RNA from Eruca vesicaria subsp. sativa (arugula), 333 nucleotides. Lineage: Eukaryota; Viridiplantae; Streptophyta; Magnoliopsida; Brassicales; Brassicaceae. The record is from the annotation of a GenBank genome assembly.